AUGCUUCCCCUUACCACUCUUGACGUUCACGAACAAGCGGCAUCUCCCCUCAAGGAUGAGCUCGGCCAAGAAAGCGACAAAACGACAGAGACACCCGACAACUCCAGCCCCGAAUCCAUCCCGCCUAUGGAGGCAGAGCACCAUAUGAUCAACGAUUGGCUCUCCGAACAGCUCCGGUACCACGCAAUCUACGCACCCCCCAUCUUUCCCAUGUUCCUGUACACCCUCUUUGCUAUCACCUACGGCGCAUUGGCUUCCCUUGGGGGGAGACGUCCAUUUAUCGAACUCUUGCUCGUGGGUUCUGGCCUCUUUCUGUUGGGGAUGCGCGUGCAGGUCCACAGGAGGCUAGAUCGAGAGAUCAAGGAGGUAGCGAAGAGUCUGAAGGUAGCAUUGGACGGUAAAGAAGUAGGAGCAAUCGACUUGAAAUGGUAUAGGCGUGCCACGCCUGGUCUCACGGAUUGUCAAACCGGCACCAUCUUUCACCCCUUUCCCCCCUCAUCAGAGGACCAUCACCAGAGCCCCAUCUCGCUUACCAGCUACCCUCUCAUGCGCAAGUUUGCCUCCUUUCCAGAAAAAGCCCGAAUCGUCGCAGUCUGCGUAUUUACGCCGUUGUGGGGAGACAUGUUGGUCACGGCGUGCGGUAUUGACGACACAAAAGUGUACGCCCUUCCGGUCAGGAUAGGGCUGGAAGUCAUAUUGACUCUUAUGCUGGGAAACAUGUUUGUGCUCUUUACUUUCGUUGUGGAAUACGAGUACGACCGUAUCACUGGCGGUCCGAAUCAAAGCUCGAUGGUUCAGGAGAGUAUGGAGUGGAACAGUCUGCUCUGGAUCCAGGAGCACAUGGGAUGGUGGGGAGUGUUGGUGAUGGAGCAGACACUUGGGCGUGACAGGAUGGAAGACUUGAUGGCCGCCAUGAGAGAAAGAGAGAAGCAGUAUGUUGACGACCGUUCGACAGUUUUGCAAGGAUUGAUUGAUCAAGGUUGCUCCGCUGCAACUGAGCGCGAGACGUUCUUCUCAACUGUAGACUAUGAUCUAUUGAACGAUGAGGCCGUUUACCCUUGA
Cryptococcus wingfieldii CBS 7118 is the source of this 1062-nucleotide messenger RNA. RefSeq lists its product as hypothetical. The transcript has 3 exons. The coding region runs from base 1 to 1062 and encodes 353 amino acids. Lineage: Eukaryota; Fungi; Basidiomycota; Tremellomycetes; Tremellales; Cryptococcaceae. The record is from RefSeq and is a predicted model, not a curated record.